AUGGGCAGCGGAGGCUCCUCGGGGCGCGGGGCCCGGCUGGCGGCCGCCGAGGGCCCCGACGGCGUCGAGCAGCGGCUGGAGGUGCGGGGCCGGCAGGUCCCGGCCGAGCUGUGGGCUCAGCAGGGGCUGCGGAAGCUCUACCUGAGCGACGCGGGGCUGCGCGAGGUCCCGGACGAGCUGGCGGAGCUGCAGCACCUGCGGACCCUCGCCCUGGACGGCAACGAGCUGAUGGAGGUGCCCGAGGCCGUGUGCGACCUGCCCCGCCUGGCACACCUGUACCUGGGCCGCAACGGGCUGCAGGGGCUGCCGCCCGCCUUCGCCCAGCUCCAGAGCCUGCGCUGCCUCUGGAUCGAGGGAAACUUCCUGGCGCACUUCCCCCGCGCCCUCCUGCAGCUGCCGGAGCUGCGCAGCCUCCAGCUGGGGGACAACCGGCUGUGCCGGCUGCCCGCGGCGCUGCCCCGCAUGGGCGGCCUGCGGGGGCUCUGGCUCUACGGGAACCGCUUCCAGGAGUUCCCGCCCGUGCUGCUGCGCAUGGAUCACGUCCGCGUCCUCGACCUGGAUCGCAACCGCAUCGCCAGCUUCCCGGACCUCACCGGCCUCGCUUCCCUGCGCCUCCUGUCCUACGACCACAAUCCCGUCCGGGAGCCGCCCUGUGUCGGGGAUGAAGUGCAGCUGGUGGGGGACGGGGCGCAGGAAUACAUGGAAGCGCGGCAGGAGCGGCUGCAGAGUCUGCAGCGCCAGGAGGAGGAGGAGGAAGGGACCGAGGCCACCCCGGUAUCCCCCGAGGAUGGGCUGCAGGAUGGGGAGGGGGAAUUCGCGGCCCUGACGGGGUCUCCUGAGGAAACGUGAGCCGCUGUCCCCCUGAAGGGGUGCAGAGCCUCCACCUGCCUCCCAAGGAGUUCCCAUCCAGGGCUGGGACCCUGGGAAAGGAGGAAGCUCAGCAGCCACAAAGGAAAACCGACGGUCUGAGGAUCAGUGUCAUUCAGCAAAGAGUUUUGCCCUGGAUCUGCAGGGCCCCCAGCAGUGAUCCCACCUACCCCAGGGUGCCUUGGGUUGGGAUACAGCCCCCUGUCCUGAGAGCACAGGGAAACGCAAUGCCGGUUGCAUCCAUUCCAUGGGUCCCAUCAUCCUGAAGAGCUUCGAGGUUUGGGAACAAAGGCACGGACCCUGAGACCCUCAUCCUGCUGCUGGAAUUGGGCUGGGGGAGAGAAUUUUCCACCAGGCUCCUCCUGGCCAUGAGGUUUGGGAAGGAGCCGCUGGAAAAUCCACCUGGGUCUAAGCACUGCCUGUCUCCAAGCUGGAAAGGGUUUUGCCUCCGUGGGAAGAGGAGGCUCAUCCCUGGCACCGUCUGUCCCAAAACAGGUACCAGAUCCAGGGCUGACCCCUUACCCUCCCUCUUCCUCUCUCCAAGUGCCUCUUGGACCAAGCUCAGGCAAUAAAAAGCACAAAUCCAAGGAAUUCGGUGUGAGAGAAAGGUGACGGGGACCAGCCUCAGGGAAGGGUUCAUUUGGGAUCCCUAAAACCCAGCAGCACAUCCUGGUGUGCGACCACCAGCUCCUCUUAUUCUGGACAUCCAAGGAAUCCCGAUUC
Molecule: messenger RNA, 1590 nt
Organism: Corvus hawaiiensis (hawaiian crow)
Lineage: Eukaryota; Metazoa; Chordata; Aves; Passeriformes; Corvidae
Gene: LRRC10B
Product: leucine rich repeat containing 10B
Exons: 2
Coding region: 1-849 (282 amino acids)
Molecular function (GO): protein binding
Source: RefSeq, a predicted model, not a curated record